This is a messenger RNA of Sciurus carolinensis (gray squirrel), 2759 nucleotides long. RefSeq names its product death associated protein (gene Dap). Gene Ontology annotation, biological process: cellular response to amino acid starvation; apoptotic signaling pathway; negative regulation of autophagy. The coding region runs from base 149 to 397 and encodes 82 amino acids. Gene Ontology annotation, molecular function: death domain binding. The transcript is spliced from 3 exons. The record is from RefSeq and is a predicted model, not a curated record. Lineage: Eukaryota; Metazoa; Chordata; Mammalia; Rodentia; Sciuridae.
GGCGGCGGCGGUCGGGGUGCCCGCGCGGCGCGCGCGCUCCUGGCUCGCUCGCUCUCUGCACGCACACGCGCUCCCACACGCGCACUCCCUCCUGGUCCGCCAGCUGCGCCGCCGCCGCCGCCCAGCCCCGCGGAACCCCGGUGGCAUCAUGUCUUCGCCUCCCGAAGGGAAACUAGAGACUAAAGCUGGACACCCGCCCGCCGUGAAAGCGGGCGGAAUGCGGAUCGUUCAGAAGCACCUGCAUGCGGGAGACACCAAGGAGGAGAAAGACAAGGAUGACCAGGAAUGGGAAAGCCCCAGGUGUGUGGACGCUACCCAACUGGAUGACCAAGGAGAUCUGCUGUGGAAAGAUAAGGAUAUGCCCAAGGUCAUUCCAGCAAACUCUCAGAAAGUCUGAAGGCUACUCCGCUGCCCACCAUCUCUUCUAGCAGCUAGUGGUCUUUUCCCAAAGUGCUGGGCAGGGAGAUUGUUGAGAAGAACACCUACAAUUCUACCUGCAAUUUUAAGUUCAGAGAUCUUUUUGGCAAUAGAGUACAUUAGUAGGCACUGGUUUCCACCCAAGCUCAUUUAAGAUGCAGGAGUCUCUGUGAUUUUCCAUCCCUGAUCAUCAUCUUAGGCUCAUGGUUUUACAAGGUACCAGGGAGUGCAGGAUGCUCAGCAGAGGCAUCGCUUCUGUGGGAUUAGCCUCUUCCCAACUUCCACCGCACCAGGAGUCUCAGAGCCAGGAAAAGGACCAUCCCCAGAGGAAACAUCUGGCCCCAAAUGUGGGAGCCCCACAUCUCCAGACUGGAGACACAGGGCACACCGACAGCCCUCACCUCGAUUUCUAGGCCAGAAAGUGGAGGUCCCCAAGGGCAGCUGCAAAGAAAGGAAAUCAGGAGGGAAAAGUACAGAGAGGAAGUUUGAGUCGGGGUAAAAACUGAUGACUCACUGCUACUAAAUUCGUUAUGACUUUAAGUAGAAAAAAAACCAGACUACCCUUAAAUGGAAAGGGUGGUGCCACUGGGCCCAAAAGAGAGGCUGCUAAAGAAUGGAAGCGUGUGUUUUCCUCUCCAGAGGGUCCAAGUGUGAUGGUAGACAGGAAAGAACGCAGACCUUCUCCAGCUGCCGCAAGGCAGAGGGGUGCGGGACCCCAGGGACCGUAGAAAGGAAGGUCCCUAUGGGCUGUGGAAUCCUUGCUUCUGGGAUGGUUAGGAAACCACCCCCCAGAGCUUGGCUCCGCCCACAUCCCUGGGUGACAGGCACUGAGAACCCAGGCCCCGGGCCCCAGAGAGCGGAAGGGCCCUGCCUCCCUGGAGUCCCUGAGCUCUGUCUGCAUCCCUAAGGGAGCAGAGCCAGAAAAGGGGAGUGUUUUGCCUGGGUCUUGACCUUGAUCCAACCCAGACUGCCCUGCCCUCUCCAUGAGGUCUUUCUAACUUCUUUUUUUAUCAUAGACCUUGUUUAUGACCCUGAAUUAAGCAAAUUAGGUGCACACAGUCCCUGAAAGCCAGCCUCCUCCCUCCGGUCUUCCCGAAGUAUGCAUAACACAUUUUUUGUCUGGGAGUGUCCAGAGCUUAGGGGAGGAGCCCUGGGCUCCCCAGGGUCCCAGGCACAGGCCUUCUGGGCACCUCAGGUGAAUCACUGGGCUUUGGCACCUGUUGGCAUGGCUGUAGCACAAGAUUUAUGCAUGUGUCUGCUUCUCUUUAAGGACUUUCAUGGUAAAAAUAAGAUGCUAUAAAAACGAGAAUCUGAAAGUUAUGGAAAGGAUUAAAAGCACAGCAUGAAUUAAUAACAGCCUCAUUCUUGUGUGUUUUCUGCUAAUGAGGCUGAAAGCUCGCCAGACACUGGAGGAAUUAAGAAAAGAGAAACCUAUCUGCAGGAAGCCCCCAGAGCCUGCCCGUGCUCACGGAGAUGGGCUAGUCCUGCUCGGCCUUGGCGGGAGGGCAGGUGCUGGGUAGGUGUUGAUAAAUCAUUUCAGUCUCAUAUAAGACUAGAGGUGCUGUGCUCUUCACUGCUUUUAAUUUACAGUUUCUACCAGAAACGACUGUCAAUCACUGUAGGGCAGCACCAGAAGUGGAACGCCCCGCUCCGGGGGCGCCGGACCAGCCUCACAGGUUCACUUCUGUGCCGUUUGUUUUCUUUUUCUUCCGCACCCAAACAAUGUGCCAUUUGUGUUUUGACCUUUGCUUCCAUCACCGUCCAAACAGACACCUGGCAAAUGCAGGGGAUGACAAACAGCCCCCCGUGAUGCACAGCGAGGUGGACGAGCUGUCUGCAGAAUCCUGAGGAGCUCUGCCAACACUGAGCUGUCAGAAGUCAGCACUGCUGAGGGCGAGACAGUGGCGCGUGGUGAAAUGUGCAGCCAAGGCAGGCGAGGUUGUUCUAAUGAGAGGGGAGCCUGAUUCCACGCAUCUAUUCUUUUGCUGAAGUGACUGGCCUGCAGCCUGGGCUAGAGUCUCUGCGUGGAAAGUGCUAUGUGUUAAUUAGGGACUAGAGCCUGCUGGCUUUUUCUUUACUGAAAAUGUUCAGGAACUCUUUCGCGUCAUCUCCUGCCUGGGUCCUAAGGCCUGCUCUCCGAGUGAGCCGCCCUCCUCCGGGCGCCUUCCCCCGGUGCUCACCCUCAGGUCUCUUGUACUGACCCCGAGCAGCCAGGCAUGGUUCCAAAGUUCUGCAGGUUGAAUUGUUCCUACAGCCUGGGGCGAAUGAAGUGCAAGACCCUCAGGAGACACCCAAUAAAAGAGCCGAGGUGGGGCAGCCAUACCACCUACCAGUGGCCUUGU